Molecule: messenger RNA, 1158 nt
Organism: Seminavis robusta
Lineage: Eukaryota; Bacillariophyta; Bacillariophyceae; Naviculales; Naviculaceae
Source: the annotation of a GenBank genome assembly
AUGGAUCCUUCUUCUUCUUCCAAAACAACAACAACAAUCAAGUGGGGAAUUGUUGGAUUGGGCGAUGUCUGCCAAACAAAGUCAGGUCCCGCUUUUUUCAAGUGUCAAGGCAGUGAUUUGGUCGCCGUGAUGCGUCGGACACCCGGCAAAGCCGCCGAGUGGGUCGCCCAACAAUCACCACAAGGCAGCGACUGUCAAGGAUACGACAAUUUGGACGCGUUUCUGCAACACCCGUCCUUACAAGCCGUGUAUAUUUCGACGCGACCGGGGACGCAUUUGGAACUGUGUCGAAAAGUGGCAGAGGCGGGGAAAGCGGUAUACGUCGAAAAACCCGUGGGUCGCUGUGCCGCUGAAGCCAUGGAAAUGGCGGCCCUUUGUCAACAGGCAGGAGUCCCGUUCUACACGGCGUACAUUAGUCGAGCCUACGAACGAACCUUGGCCAUUCGCAAAUUGCUGGCAGACCCUAAUAAUAAUAUUGUGGGAGAUACGGUCACGCAAAUCCAAUACACAUUGGUGGGGAACGGAGGAGCUCGGGGGAUGGAACAAGAUGGACAAUCGCUGCCAUGGAGAUUGAUUGCCAAGGAAGCCGGAGGAGGGUUGAUUAUGGACGUUGGAUGUCAUGUGAUUGAUCGGAUAGACUAUCUGUGUGGGCCUCUGCACGAUGUUCAGGGGCAGGCCGAAAACAGAGCCAGUCGCGACUUGCAAAAGGUGGAAGACUAUGUUCAUUUCGAUGCCAAAAUUGGACCCUCCGAUUGGGCUGCCACAUCUAGCGAAGGAGCCUCGGUUUCCUGUACGUGGGAUUUCACGGGAGCAACGGCAGAGGAACGAGAUGAACUGGUCCUUACGGGUCCGAAAGGAUCACUGCGAAUGGCAGGAAUGAGUGCCAACGGGCCUAUUGAAGUCCUCGAUACCAGUGGUACUGUGAUUCGAACCAUUGACGACUUUGUCAUGCCACAGCAUACGGCACAAGGAUUGAUUCAGGCUGUCACCAAUGACAUGCGAGGCUUGGACGUACAUCCGCCUUGUCUGGUGUCGCGGGCGGACAAUGCCAUUCGAACGCAAAAGGUAAUCGAUACAGUCUUGGCAUCCUACUACGGAGGCAGAGAAGUAGGUUACUGGGAUCGAUCACCCGAGAGUUGGCCAGGAUACCAUAGUUAG